Plectropomus leopardus (leopard coralgrouper) is the source of this 797-nucleotide messenger RNA. Its product is annotated as ADP-ribosylation factor 4-like. Gene Ontology annotation, molecular function: GTPase activity; GTP binding. The record is from RefSeq and is a predicted model, not a curated record. Lineage: Eukaryota; Metazoa; Chordata; Actinopteri; Perciformes; Serranidae.
ACGAGCUGUCAGAAACUUUCUACCUGAACAAUGGGCGUCAUCAUCUCACACAUCUUCUCCAGGUUCACCUCCAAGACUCCUGUCAGGAUUUUGAUGGUGGGUCUGGAUGCAGCAGGUAAAACGACUCUGCUGUACAGGCUGAAGCUGGCUGAAGUCGUCACCACCAUCCCAACUAUCGGUUUUAAUGUGGAGACGGUGGAGUAUAAUAACAUCAGUUUCACAGUUUGGGAUGUUGGUGGUCAGACAAUCAUCAGACCUCUGUGGAGACAUUACUACACCAACACGCAGGGUCUGAUAUUUGUGGUCGACAGCAACGACCCCGAGAGGAUUAAAGAGGCUGCUGACGAGCUGCACAGGAUGUUGGAGGAGGACGAGCUGAGAGGCGUGGCCGUAUUGGUGUUUGCGAACAAACAGGAUUUGCCAAGAGCCAUGUCCGUCAGUGACAUCACUGAGGCCCUGGGCCUAUCAGGAGUCUCACAGCCGUGGUAUGUCCAGGCGUCCUGUGCCGUCAGUGGCACUGGUCUGGCCGAGGGUCUGGACUGGCUCUCAGACCAGAUCCUAAAACGAUGAUGUUAUGCCGACAUGUUGCUGGGAGCUGAGCCGAACCAGAGACUCCGGGAGGAACAUGAAGGAUCCCUUCAACAUAAACAGGGUUCCCGCAGAUCCCUAAAAAAAAGUCUUAAAAGGCAUGGAUCUAAUGAAUCUAAAGAUAAGGCCCUUAUUGGUGUUAAAAUUACUUUAAUUAAUGUUACAAAAGUCUUAAAAUUCUCAGACAUUUUCUGAUGUUACAUAGUAAA